Molecule: messenger RNA, 3233 nt
Organism: Ornithorhynchus anatinus (platypus)
Lineage: Eukaryota; Metazoa; Chordata; Mammalia; Monotremata; Ornithorhynchidae
Gene: NLRP6
Product: NLR family pyrin domain containing 6
Biological process (GO): regulation of inflammatory response; acute inflammatory response; response to bacterium
Cellular component (GO): cytoplasm; canonical inflammasome complex
Molecular function (GO): peptide binding; vasopressin receptor activity
Source: RefSeq, a predicted model, not a curated record
GUCAAGGGGGAGCCGAGAUGACUUGUGGUUUUCUCUGCGAGGCAUGAAGCUCGACAGCGGGGACCCUGAGACCGGAGAUCUCUUUGGCCUCUCCCCUUCGUCCUUGCAAAGGUGAGAAGACUGAGGCCGGGAGGAGAUGGAGGUCCCGGACAGCGAGGCGAGGCCCCGCGAGGGGGUCAUCCGAGACCUGCUGUGGGAAGCCCUGGAGGACCUCAAGCAGGACGAGUUCAAGAAAUUCGGACACAAGCUGGUGACCAUCAACCACGAGGGCCGGAAGAACAUCCCGCGGGGGCGGCUGGAGAACGUGGACCUCGGGGACAUGGUGGACGCGCUGGUCCAGUUCUACGACGGCGACGUGGCCCUGGACGUCACCCGCAAGGUCCUGAAGAAGAUGGACAUGAAGGCGGCCGCCACCAAGCUCAAGGAGAAGCGGCGGAGAGGUGACGAUCCCCCGGGGCCCUCGGAUUUCCCCGGACCUGGGCUAGAGGGACGAGCUGGGGCCCCCAACCUGAAGUCGCAGGUCACCGUGGCAGGUAAGGGCCUCGCCCCCGGGCUCGGGGAGACGGAAGGCUUCGCGGAGGAGGCAGCUCGGCCAGUACCGGCAGCCAGUACCGGUGACCACAUCCUGGCGGGAGCACGAGAAGGUGAGGAGAGGAACGCGCGCUCCGUGGAAGAUCAGCAAGCGCUAACGAAGUCUCCUGAUCUCGCCCGAGGGGCGGCCGCCGACGAGGAGAGAGGACGGAGACCCCUGGGGGGAGGCGGCGGCGGCCGGACCCGGUCCGGGCCCCGACGCUCGGACGCCAACACCUUCAACGAGCUGUUCCACAAGGACGAGGACGGCCGGCGGCCGGGCACCGUGGUGCUGCGGGGCCCCGCGGGCAUCGGCAAGACCAUGACCGGCCGGAAGAUCAUGUACGACUGGGCCGCGGGCAAGCUGUACCACGGCCAGUUCGACUUCGCCUUCUACGUCGACUGCAGGGAGGCGGCCGCGGGGGAGGAGGAGCGCUCGCUGGCCGACCUGGUGCUGGGCCUCUGCCCCGACCGGCGGGCGCCCGUGAAGGCCAUGCUGGACGCGCCGGCCCGGCUCCUCUUCGUCGUCGACGGAGGACGAGCUGCCCGCCCUGCCGAGGCGGCGGGCGGGCUGUGCUCCGACCCCUUCGAGAAGGCGGCGGCCGUCCUCCUCCGCAGCCUACUGCGGAGCAGGACCGUCCUCCCGGGGGCAAGCCUGCUGGUCACCACCAGGCCCGCGGCCCCCGAGCGGCUGCGGGCCUGCCUGCGUUCGCCCCGCUGCGCCGAGAUCUGGGGCUUCUCCGACAGGGACAAGAAGAAGUACUUCUUCAGGUUCUUCAAGGACGAGGGGCAGGCGCGCCGGGCCUACAGGUUCGUCAAGGAGAACGAGACCCUGUUGGCCAUGUGCUCCGUGCCCUUCGUCUGCUGGAUCGUCUGCUCGGUGCUCAGGCGGCAGACGGAGAGCGGCCACGACCCGGCCCGCGCGUCCAAGACGACGACGGCCAUCUACCUGCUCUUCGUCACCAGCCUGCUGGACGGCUGCGACGCCGAGGCCCGGGCCCGGGGCCGGGCCGACCUCCGCCGGCUGUGCCGCCUGGCGCGCCAAGGCGUCUGGGAGGACAGGGGGCGGUUCGGGCCGGAGGACCUGCGGCGCCACUCCCUGACCGGCUCCGUCAUCCCCACCCUGUUCCUCAGGGUGCUGACGGUGCAGCGGGACCUCCGGUCCGAGGUGGUCUACCAGUUCAUCGACCAGAGCUUCCAGGACUUCUUCACCGCCCUCUCCUACUUGCUGGUCGACGCCGGGGAGGCGGAGCGCGUGCUGGGCUGCGCCGGGGCGCGCGCCGUGCGGCCCGCCGUGCUCGCCUGGCUGGAGCGGGAAGGGCGGGAGGCCGGACGGCAGGGGGCGCUGCCGUCCCCCGCCGAGCACCUGCCGCCCGCCGAGCACGUGCCGCCCGCCGAGCACGUGCCGCCCCGCCACGUGCUUCCCUCCGAGCACGUGCGGCUGGCCGAGGCGGUGGGGGACGAGGACCCGGAGGAGGAGGAGGAGGAGGAGGAGGAGGAGCAGGAGCAGCUGGAGCUGCUGUACCGCCUGUACGAGAGCCAGGACUGGGAGCUGACGCGUCGGGGCCUGGCGGCCCGGGGCUCGGUGCGUGUGGUGGGCGUGGGGUUGGGGCGCCUGGACCAGGCCGUGCUGGCCUUCUGCCUGCGGAGCGCGCCCCCCGGCCUGGCGCUCCAACUCCACCGCUGCGCCUUCGCCGGCGCCGCCGACCAGGCCCGGAAGGGACACCGAAGCUGGGCCGGGAAGCUCAGCCGCGGCCUCGCCUCCGGAGGUUCUCACCGCUCGGACAAGUUGAAGUCUCCCAAAAGGUCGUCCCUGUGGCCACUGUGUGAGGCCCUGGGAGACCCUCAGUGCAAACUGAAGACCCUGACGCUGUCCCACUGCAGACUGUCGGACGCCGAGUGCCGGGACCUGGCGGAGGCGCUGGCCAGCAGCCGGACGCUGACGGACCUGGAGUUGCUCGGCAACAAGUUGGGCGCGUUGGGCAUGAGGAAUCUGUGUCUGGGGCUCAGCCAGCCCCACUGCCCCGUCGAGACCAUCAGGCUGCAGCAGACCUCCUCCCGAGAGGCCUACCUGGAGCUGGUCAACGUGCUGUGGGUCAGCCCGCGUCUCCAGGCCCUGGACCUGGGCCACAGCACCCUGGACGGUCUCACGGUGGCCCGCCUGUGCCAUGGCCUCCGACACCCCAACUGCAGGAUCGCCUCGCUCAGCCUGCGGCAGUGCAGCCUCCUCCCGAACUCCUGGGCCGAGGUGGCCGCCAUCUUCGCCUCGACCACGACCCUGAGGGAGGUGGACCUGAGCGGAAAUCCUCUCGGGGCAGCGGAGAUCGGAACCCUCUGCGAGGGGCUCAGACGGCCCGACUGCAAAGUGAACAGACUGGACCUGAGCAGCGUGGAUCUCUGCGAAGAAGCCGUAAAAGGACUGGUGGCGCUGAGCAAGGCAAAGCCGGAGCUGGUCGUCGUCAACCCGGCGCUGAGCGCCCCCCCGGAAGCCAACAGUGAUACCUUCAGCAUGCUGUAGGGCAGACCGGAGGAGGGGGCCGGGGGGAGCGCGGGACCCGUUCUCCCCGUCGGCGGGCUGAACGGGGAAGCCAGGCAUUCAGCCGGGGCAGAGCGCGGCGGUGCCCCGGGAACCCCGGGGGCGGAAAUACACCCGAUCGCCGGUC